This is a messenger RNA of Salvia splendens (bonfire salvia), 2154 nucleotides long. Its product is annotated as protein FLX-like 1. The record is from RefSeq and is a predicted model, not a curated record. Bases 63 to 839 code for a protein of 258 amino acids. The transcript has 3 exons. Lineage: Eukaryota; Viridiplantae; Streptophyta; Magnoliopsida; Lamiales; Lamiaceae.
GAAUAAGUAUAUUUAUUUUCAGUGGUAGAAAAAAAACUACUCAUCCUAGUGUUUGUCACAGCAUGGCGGGACGAAAUCACCACCGCCACGUGGACGAGAUCACCACCGACCUCCGCCCCCAUCGCCGCCUCACUCCGACCGACAUCCGUCUAAUCGAGGACCGCAUCGCCGCCCGGAGCAGGGAGAUCCAAUCCCUCCUUCCCGACAAUCAUCGCCUUGCUGCCUCCCGCGUGGCGCUCAAGCAGGAUGUCGCCGCCGCCCGGCAGGACCUCCACCGCCUCUCCGCCACCUCCUCCGCCGUCCAGGCCGAGCGGGACGCGCACGUGCGAGAGGUCUACGAGCGCUCCCUCGAAAUGGAGGCCGGGCCUCGCUCCGCCGAAUUGAAUCGGGUUAGGGCUGAAAUUAAGGACCUCAGGGCCGAGCGCGAUCAAUUAUCGGAGAAAUUGAAGGAACUUCAAGACGAUUUAGCGAGGUUUCAUCCUGCGCAGCAGGAAUUCUCUGAGCUCGAAGCUGAUAUUGAGGCGUUGCAUAGAGACGUUGGCAAAGGAAGGGCUGCAGUUGAAUAUGAAAGGAAUAUGCAGUCCACUCACUGUGAGCUUAGUGAAGUAAUGGAGAAGCACCUGAUAUCCAUGGCUCGUGAGUCAGAAAAUUUGCGUUCUGAACUUGCAAAUGCCGAGAGGAGAGCUAUGGCAGCCAUUGUAGGUGCAGGCGCAGCUGCCAACUCAGGUCCUGGAUACACCAUUCUCCAGAGUUCUCUUAAAUCUGGAAUUUGCGAAAAUUCAUUAGCUGAUCAUCAUGCUGUUCCUCAGGUUGGCUUAUCUACUGUAAUUAAAGUUUGAAUGGAAUCAAACCAAAAGGUCUCAUUUUCAUCCUGUUUUGGCAGUAGCAUGAUGGUGUAAUAUGCUACUUUAUAAACUCAUUAUAAAUAACUGCCCUUAUGUUGAUAUUUCCAGUGCCUGAUAGCGUAAUACCCAUAAAGGAGUAAUAAACAGGUUGGUUUAUUGUGAAAGAAAAAAGAGAAUGUAGGAGAAAUAAGUGGAUGACGAUGAUGCUUUAAUGUUGGAGAAUAAUACAAAUUUUGUAAUGAAUGGUGACUAAGAAAAAAAGAAGAUAUUUUAGUACAAGAUAACUUGAUAGUGCGAAAUUUCGAGUAAAGGAAUGGAACAUAGCGUUGAUUUCUUUGAUAUUAGUAGUGAAACACUAGAAAUGAAAACCACAAUGGUCAUGAGAACUAGCUGUCUGAGAAUUUCAUAUGAGUUAUAUUUAAUGAUUUUUUCUCCUUAUCAAUAUUUACCAAUAUAUAUGUAAAUCUCCUGUUCUAAUAUUGGAUUGCUUGGACUGCUCUCUGCUGCAGUUUGAAGCUUGUUUAUACUUCUUUCUUUUCAAAAUUACACCAAUUUGUGGCAUUUUUUGUCUUGGGAUUAGAAUUAGUAUUGCAUCUACAAUUGCUUUCUCACCCAGGACGCUGUUUUUCUGAAUCAACAAAAAUGUUGUACAUGUGCCUAUUUGGGAAAAGUUAGACAUAAACUCUGGCCUUUUCGCAAAUAUCAGCAUUUAACUUUUUUCUCAUUUGGGCUAUAUUACUAAUGGUUAUUACAACAGUAAUAUUAUGGCAAAGAUGUGCGACCUUGAAGUACAUUGCCUUUGUAGUUAACAUGUCAAAUAUCACUCUAAAUCUACUUAGAAUAAGCUUGGUUGGUCCUCCCUGUUGCCUAACAACCUAAGUUUCAUGUCUGCCUAUGUUGCCCCGUAUAUUUUUGGUGUGGAUGUUUUGUACUUGAAUAUUCUAUAGUUGUUAUUGGCAAUUACUAAUAAUGCCUUUGUUUAAUUUAUUGAACAAGGUAUGACUUAUGUGGAGGGCCUCUCAUUCCUCAUGGUCAGUACCAUAUGCAAAGGUAGCAGUGUUGUAUCUAAGCCACCUUGCAAAUUUGGAGCGCUCAAGCGACAAAUGGUCUACCUUUGAAAAGGCCUCUCAAAUCAAGCAUGCCGUGAUUGCUUGAGCCACCGAGAAGUGCACUACAACCUGGAAGCCAGAUAAAAUGAUGUUACUUAAAAGAGCUCAGUUUACACUCGAGACACUUGGAACUUUAGUUUGUAGGGAAUGUACUUGUAUCAACAUUAUCAUUUAGUAUAGUAUUUUUUGGGGGUUUAGUA